CGGCUGCUCGUGACCAAAACACGAAGUCGUGGAUUCAACCGAAUGAGCUCCUCCUAGGAAAAUAACCUUUAAAAUUUAUCUUUCUCUUCAGUUUUAACAAGCAGUAGAGGAAGGAGAGAAGAGCAAACAUGUCUGAACACAGCCAAGCCUCUGACGAAGACGUGUCCCCUGAGGACAUCGAUGAAGACGAAAUCCUGGCGAACCUGUCCCCUGAGGAGCUGAAGGAGCUGCAGAGCGAGAUGGAGGUGAUGGCCCCGGACCCCGAGGUCCCGACGGGGAUGAUACAGAGGGAUCAGACCGAGAAACCCCCGACGGGGAGCUUCGACCACAGGUCGCUGGUGGACUACCUGUACUGGCAGAAGGCAUCCAGACGCAUGCUCGAGGACGAGAGAGUUCCCGUCACCCUCUUGCCCUCUGAGAGGAGCGCUGCGGGGACGGGAGGCAGCGGUGAGGUGGGUGGCAGGAGCGGGCCAGAAGCUGAGGGGAAGGAAAGGCACUACAGGAACGAGAGCUUGGCCAGCUCGGGAACACAGCCUGGAGAGACAAACAAGGGUGGAAGUGAUAAGGAAGCAGAGGAGGAAGUGGAGGAGGAGGAGGAGGAAGAAGACAAUGAAGAGGAGGAGGAAGAGGAAGAAGAGGGUGAUGAGAGUGAAUCAGAAACAAAGGAAACUUGCAACCAUGAAAACCAUCGCAGUGAUCAGACCAGUGAGGAAUCAGGUAGAGAAUCAGGGGAAACAACAGAAAAGCCAGAUGAAAAUGUAAAGAAAAUAUCCAAAUUAAACAUCCCUAAGAAGUUAGCGCUGGAUACCAGCUUCAUGAAGCUAAGUGCCAGGCCCUCAGGAAACCAAACCAACUUAGAAGAGAGCUUGGAGAAAGUCCGAAAAAACAACCCGGACAUGAAGGAGCUCAACCUGAACAACAUAGAGAACAUCCCCAAAGAAAUGCUGAUAGACUUUGUCAACGCGAUGAAAAAGAAUAAGAACAUAAAAACGUUCAGCUUGGCCAACGUGGGAGCCGACGACAACGUCGCCUUCGCGCUGGCCAACAUGCUGCGCGAGAACAGGAGCAUCACCACGCUCAACAUCGACUCCAACUUCAUCUCCGGCAAAGGCGUCGUGGCCAUCAUGAGGUGCCUGCAGUACAACGAGACGCUGACGGAGCUCCGCUUCCACAACCAGAGGAGCAUGCUGGGCCACCAGGCCGAGAUGGAAAUCGCCAGGCUGCUGAAAGCCAACGCCACCCUCCUGAAGAUGGGCUACCACUUCGAGCUGCCGGGGCCCAGGAUGGUGGUGACCAACCUGCUGAGCAGGAACCUGGACAAGCAGAGGCAGAAGAGGCAGGAGGAGCAGAGGCAGCAGCAGAGGAAAGAGCAGAGGGAGCUGAUUGCCAUGCUGGAGAACGGACUGGGCUUGCCGCCCGGGAUGUGGGAAAUGCUGGGGGGACCGCUGCCCGAACCCAGCAUGCGCGAAGCACCCCCGGCACCCAAGCCCCCCAUGCCCCCCUCCAUGCCCCGGAGCCGAGGGAAGGAGAGCGCGAGGCCGGAGGCCCCCGAGAAGCCGCACAGAGCCGAGCCCGUCAGCUUCAAGGUGGUCAAGCUGAAAAAGGUGCAGCGCAAGCCCGCUGUGCCCGAGUACGUGGAGCCCACCGAGAAAACCAACCUCAAGGACGUGAUCAAAACACUGAAGCCGAUCCCCAGGAGGCGGCCACCUCCCCUCGUCGAAAUAACCCCGAGGGAUCAGCUGCUGAACGACAUCCGCCAGAGCAACGUCGCUUAUCUCAAACCGGUGCCAUUACCAAAGCAGCUGGAGUGAGACCAGACUGACCCAAAGAAACCAACUUGGAAUAAAGACUAUUCAAGUUUUGCUUACAAUUGUUUUGGCAGAAGUUUUCUGCAGAACCCAGGUGGUGUAUAUGAAUGACUCUUUGGGAACAAAGAUAUGCACUUUUCUAAGAGUGAUGAAAAAGGCUGGCAUGGGAAAAAUCAGUGCUAAGGUUUUCCAUCAGGUAUCAAACGAUCCCCGUGCCAUCUGCCUGCCAAAUGGAUUCAAGGCUCCAGUUUGUUGUGGGAGGAUUUUCUCAGAGACAUCAAUAACCUUAAGUCUUUCUAGUUUUUCAGUAAACUGUUUUGCUCCCAUGUUGUCCUUCUGCUGUCAGAUUCUGCAGGAACAUGCUGUGCUUUAGCUUAUCUUUCUUUUCACACACACGCUCCUCGAUUAUUCUCUUGUCCAUGAGAAAUGCAUUUGGUUUCCAUGUAUACAGCUUUAUUUUUUAGGCUAAGGAAAUGGAAAUGAAAUAAAAGCUUUAUCCACAAGAA
Molecule: messenger RNA, 2314 nt
Organism: Anas platyrhynchos (mallard)
Lineage: Eukaryota; Metazoa; Chordata; Aves; Anseriformes; Anatidae
Gene: LMOD3
Product: leiomodin 3
Biological process (GO): muscle contraction; myofibril assembly; pointed-end actin filament capping
Cellular component (GO): cytoskeleton; striated muscle thin filament; myofibril
Molecular function (GO): tropomyosin binding; actin binding
Source: RefSeq, a predicted model, not a curated record